Molecule: messenger RNA, 1155 nt
Organism: Racocetra fulgida
Lineage: Eukaryota; Fungi; Glomeromycota; Glomeromycetes; Diversisporales; Gigasporaceae
Source: the annotation of a GenBank genome assembly
AAACAAGAAGGUGAAGAUUUGGAUACAAAAAAAGUUGGAAUGUCCGAAGCAUCGCAAACUUCUACUUCGAAAGAAGCGCAAAUAGAAAUUUCUGUCCCAGAGAAACAGACUCCUUCAGAAAGCUCUACAUCACAAAUAAGUUUCUAUCGAAUCCUUCAAUCAUUAAUAGAUCUAGUAAGACCAAGUAGUGAAAACCCGGAACAAUCAAUAAGUAUUGCUGAUGAUGAAUGGGUACAACAAGGAAUUAUAGUAAUACCGGUAGAGCCACUUAGGGAACUACAUUUAUUAAGUGAAGAGGACCAAAAACUUUUUGAACAAAUGAAAACGUGGGUGGCAGAUUAUCCGGAAAAGGGACUUAUUGAAUGUGUUGAAGAAUUCGGUGACGCUUUAGCGAAGGUGCUUUACAACUAUCAAUUCCCUGAUUUCAUCAUUACAUACAGAAUUGAUACAAAUGACAAACAUUUAAAAGAAAAAGGAAUAAAACGAAAAAACUUCGAGAAAUUAUUGCUAAAAGCCAGAUUAGUUGUCGAACAUGAACGAGAUGGUGUUAGUGAUACUGUAUACAUGAAAUUGUUCGCUCCAUUUCAAAAGUUAUGCGAACAGGCAGAAAUUCAAAAGACAGUAUUAUAUAAAGGCAACCAAAUUUUGGCUAAACGUCAAGUAACAGCGUUAUCUAUUGGCAAUUUGAUCAAAAACGACGUAUUCCUUAGUUACUUUCCAAUACACGAUGGUCCCUACACGCAUGACAAAGCAGUCAAUGUUGAAAAAUUAGUAGAACAAAGUUUUUACGGUGAACCAACGUAUAAAAUUAGCGAUGACGAUAGAAAACCAAUUCUUGAAAGUGUUAAUGAUAAAGAUGACGGCGAAAAACCAGCUUCUGAUAGAAAACAUAAUGUGGAAGUAAAUAAACGAGCUUGGCUAUAUGACAAUUGGGUCAGUAGUAUAGGUAGACAACCAUUAGAGGAGAUUAGAGAAUAUUUUGGAGAAAAGAUGGCAUUAUAUUUUGCUUGGUUAGCCCUUCGUAAAUCUCCAAUCACGAUGAAGCAAGAAAUUCAUUUUCCAUUAAAACAGAGACUCCAAAAAUUGGCCGUUUCCGGCGUGGUUGUUUUUGUUUCCGUAAGUGAUAAUUUCGUUUCUUGGGUUACCUUUGAAUAA